GGCAACUAAAUGACGAAAGCAACUCCAGAAGAAGAAGAACAACUCUGGAUCUUCUUCUGUCAUCCCAUUCCCAUUUUCUCUCCCUUUCCGGUCUGAACCACGACAAAAUAGAAGUCGCACUCCUCUCUCUUUCCUUCAAAUUCCGAUGAUCAGAAUCUCCGGUGCGCUGAGAUAACUGAAAAUACCACACCACCAUUGCCAUAUUUAUGGAUUCGUAACUGUCCGUUCCUUCUACUUGAAGGAAACGCCCAAUCUUUAAAACUCGAAGAAGCAGGAUUCUUCGUUUUUUUCGUUUAAAGUGGUUUCUAUACCCUGCUGCUUCACUCACUCGGAGCUGCGCCUGGAUUUCUAUAUGGCCGGUCGUAAGGACAAAGCUCAGUCAGCUCGCGUGUCUCGGGUUGCCGUCGCUAUCGGAAUCGGAAUUCUAAUUGGGUGUGUUUUUGCUUUCUUACAUCCUCAUGGGUUUUUCGACUCUGAUCUGCCUAUCCGAAACCGUCGACUCGGGAAAUCGGAGUUCCAGGUUCAGUCUUCUUCCCCAUGUGAAUCUUCGGAGCGGUUCAAGAUGCUUAAAGGUGAUGUUGUUUCAAUAUUAGAUAAGAACUCCCUGUUGGAGAAGCGUAUCAGGGAUUUAACAAGGGAGCUGAGGAUAGUGGAACAAGCGAAAGAUCAUGCACAGAAGCAAUAUUUGGCGCUUGGUGAAAAUCACAAGGCUGGUCCGUUUGGUACUGUCAAGGGUCUUAGAACCAACCCUACCGUAAUCCCUGAUGAAUCCGUGAAUCCUCGACUGGCAAAACUCUUGGAGAAAGUUGCUGUUAAUAAAGAGCUUAUUGUGACACUUGCAAAUUCUAAUGUAAAACCCAUGUUGGAGGUCUGGUUUACCAGCAUCAAGAAAGUCGGCAUACCAAAUUAUUUAGUCGUGGCUCUGGACGACCAGACAGAAGAUCUCUGCAUAUCCCAAGAUGUUCCUGUCUACAAGAGAGAUCCAGACAAGAGCAUUGAUUCGGUUGGAAAGGGAGGAGGCAACCAUGAAGUCUCUGCAUUGAAGUUUCGCAUUCUGAGGGAGUUCUUGCAACUUGGAUACAGUGUUCUUCUCUCGGACGUUGAUAUAGUCUACAUACAGAACCCUUUUGAUCAUCUCUACCGUGAUUCAGAUGUGGAGUCAAUGAGCGAUGGUCACAACAACAUGACAGCUUAUGGAUACAAUGAUGUAUUUGAUGAACCCGCCAUGGGUUGGGCUCGAUACGCACACACUAUGAGAAUAUGGGUUUACAACUCUGGUUUCUUCUUCAUUAGGCCUACACUUCCUUCAUUUGAGCUUUUAGAUCGUGUCGCGACUCGGCUUUCUCAAGAAAAGGCAUGGGACCAAGCUGUGUUUAACGAGGAACUCUUUUUUCCUUCACGUCCUGGAUGCGACGGCCUUCACGCCUCCAAGAGAACCAUGGAUAUGUAUCUCUUCAUGAACAGUAAGGUACUCUUCAAGACCGUUCGGAAGGAUGCGAGACUCAGACAGUUGAAACCCGUCAUUGUUCAUAUAAAUUACCAUCCCAACAAAUAUCCUAGAAUGAAAGCAGUCGUAGAAUUCUUCGUCAAUGGUAAGCAAAACGCUCUGGACUCAUUCCCAGAUGGUUCUGAAUGACAAGACCCUCCUGUAGCACACAUCAUCACAGAGCCGAGUUUUAAACAAUUCAGCUGCUACAAGAAAGAUUCAUUUGAUAAUCAUCCCUUCAGAAAAAAAGAAAGCACUGCAAACAAUUCACCUGUUAUUCUCUUCUCCGAGGUUUUUGCCGAUGUACUUCUGUAAGAACAUCGGUAACGAUGUAACUAAGAUUGAGAAAACUUUAUCUUCUGCAAAAGGAAAAAAUUUCCUUGACUUAUUACACCAUUAUGGGUCUAUGUUAUUGUUCUUCCAUGUGUUUGUAAGGUUGUUUGCUCGUGUAAUGUGCCCAUAAUGUUGAACCAAAAAUCAUGUGCCA
Momordica charantia (bitter melon) is the source of this 1973-nucleotide messenger RNA. Its product is annotated as arabinosyltransferase RRA3. Gene Ontology annotation, biological process: root hair cell development. NCBI's taxonomy places the organism in Eukaryota, Viridiplantae, Streptophyta, Magnoliopsida, Cucurbitales, Cucurbitaceae. Gene Ontology annotation, molecular function: glycosyltransferase activity. The record is from RefSeq and is a predicted model, not a curated record.